ACGUCAAUAAUAGGUGAAUUGCACUUUGUACUCUCACUCCAAGGGUGAAUGAAGUGAAGUACACGAUAUUUAUCGUAAAGUGAAACAUAGAGUCAUCGCUCUCUAUAGUAGUGCAGUACAUACAGCAUAAGGUUGUUUGUUAGCUUCAAGAAAGACAAUAGCUGCUGUAAAGAGUCAAGUAAGUCACAGCGAGUUUGACGUGCCUGAUGCAGAAACUGAGAUGGAACAGAUGAGCCACACAUGGAGAACAUGGAUGAAAGUCAUAAGUUUCUCCUGGUAACUACAAUGUUUUCCAUGUUUAACCUCAUCACUUAUCAUUAAUUUCAUCACUUGGGUGCAAAGUUAAGCAAAGUUCAUAAUGCUUUCAUUUCCAAUUAAAUCAAUUCACAUAUCGGUAAGCCAGUGUACAGUGUGGGCCGUCUUCUGUGGCAUCGAAUUGUCACUCUGGCCGAAGAAAUCCCUCUCACUCGAAACAAUUGACUGCUUUUCUGUGACGUCUCCCUGUUUUGUCACUUUGAAUUUUCGAAAACGACUCAAUACCAAGUUUUGUAAUUAUCAACACAGAGUCAUGGAUUUCCAACGCUAUAACCAAGCCGAGCAGGCCCAAAUUGCUCAAAUGAUUGAGCACAAGCAAAUGAAGGAUUUCCUUCGAUUGUAUAGCAACUUGGUCCAACGCUGCUUCAACGACUGCGUCAAUGAUUUCACAACCAAGGGUGUCACAUCCAAGGAGGAGGCUUGCGUUAACAAGUGCGCCGACAAGUUCUUGAAGCACUCUGAGCGAGUUGGUGCCCGCUUUGGCGAGUUGAGCCAACAGAUGACUCCACCAGGCAGCCCACAGUAAAAUGCCUACAGCAAGAGAUUCAAACCAAUAUCGGGCAUACGCCAUACAAAUAGAUUGCUCAAUC
This is a messenger RNA of Umbelopsis ramanniana AG, 905 nucleotides long. RefSeq lists its product as uncharacterized. Lineage: Eukaryota; Fungi; Mucoromycota; Umbelopsidomycetes; Umbelopsidales; Umbelopsidaceae. The record is from RefSeq and is a predicted model, not a curated record. Bases 359 to 841 code for a protein of 160 amino acids. The transcript is spliced from 6 exons.